Molecule: messenger RNA, 3470 nt
Organism: Mycena citricolor
Lineage: Eukaryota; Fungi; Basidiomycota; Agaricomycetes; Agaricales; Mycenaceae
Source: the annotation of a GenBank genome assembly
UGGAGAAUCUCAUCUAAUCUGAUAGAAGAAGCUUACGGCGCAAUAUCUGAUAAACGGAGAUGAGAUUACUAUCGAACGGCCAUUAUGCGGGACUUUGGUAAACUGAUUGCAUGGCAACCUAAUGUCCACUUGACCCCCGUGGAUUCUCCUUUUCCACUACUCAGGUAGUGUAAAAGGCGCGCCGGGUUAUAUAUCUGUCGGGCGUGGACUAGGCAAAUUGCAAUACCGUUCUCGGAGGUUUUUGGCGGACUGCAGGCUCCAACGACAACGUGGGACCAGAUGCGGCGGUCUCGCCCUUUCUUCGACCUCAUGUCACCGACUAUCAGAUAAACCGAUAGCCGAAAUCUGAUAAGCACAUCUGACUGACAGCGACAAAAUUUUCCUCGUCUAUGAAUUUGUCGCCGGGCGACAGUGUUUGCAAGCCGUUGUGAGCUCGAGCGCCCAUAAAGCUUGGCUGAGUGGCAUGGCAUCGUCGUUAGAUCCGUGUCGAUUCAUCUGGGAGAGCGAAUUACUUCCCUGUGCUACUUGUGCUUAGUUGCAUUCCCGACACACCGCCUGUCAGUGUACUUACCGGGAAUAAGUAUCGCGAAACGGGCCCGGAAGUAUCCUAAUGGCAGUUCUAUCCCACCGACAGAAGCCGGAUGGUUUCGUACAGUAAUAUAAGUGGGGUUCCCGGAUUCAGCGCUUGAAGCAGGUUUUCCCUCUCUGCCCUUCCCCCCGCCCUUCAGCUGCCAACGACCACGAACAUGUUUACCUACCAUGACCAGAUGAUCAUCGCUCACGGUGCGCAUGGCUUCCAUAGAGCUCCGGCCUCCGGCUGAUCGACCUGCUCAGCUGUAUUCGCUUCCAUCGCGGUGUUGUUCACCGCGCCCGCAGCGGUCCUCAUCGGCCGCUUCUUCCGCGACCGCCAAUGGUGGUUCAAAGGGCACCUCGUACUCCAGACGCUCACGGCCGUAUGCGUCAUCAUCGUGUUCAUCGUCGGCACCGCCGCAGUCGACAGCGGCGCGCACCCGAACCAGUUCGUCGGGUCGCGCAAGGACCCGCACCACGACAUCGGCCUGUCCAUCUUCAUCCUGUUCCUGCUGCAGUUCAUCCUCGGCGUCGUCGCGCACUACACGCACUCGGCGGGGUACAGCAAGCCGGGCAGCGCGUUCCCGACCAUCACGGUGCAGAAGCACGCGCUGCGCCAUGUCCACGUCUUCUGCGGGAUCGCGAUGACCGCGCUGCUCUACGCGGGGAUGAAGACGGGGAUGGACGAGUGGAACCGCGUCGCUGACGCCGGGACGCUCGUGCCCCGCGGAAUCACGAUCGCGUUCUGGGUGCUCUUCGCGCUCGAGGUCGCCGCGUACGUUGCGGGCUGGGCGAGCGAGCCAGUGCGCUCGAGGAGUAUGCAGCCAAGCGCCGCUACGAGCACAGAAAAAGUAGCCGCAUGAGCACAGUACGAAGAUUAUGAAAUUGUAAUGAGAUUAUUUUUCCACUGAAUCAGUGUGCGAAUGUGUGACCAGCGGGUGGGUGGGUGCUGGUCGCGCUUAGCGUGACAGAGUGAGUGCGUCACGUGUGUCACGUGCUGGAAACCGUCCCCUAAGCCGGAGUUCCAGGCGCCAAAGUUCGAGCAAACCGUGAUCAUCGUAUCUCCGCACCAUUCUGCUCUUUCCCUUUGGUCGACAAUCAUGAUGGCGCUCCAGAAGCAUCUCCUGAACGACCCUGAAUCUCUUGUCAUCGAUUCCUUGGCUGGCCUGUGCGCAGUCAACAACCAACUCGUCCUCGACCCACCGAGCAAAGGUGAGCGGAGCGAUCCUCGUUUUGAGGUGGCCCGCAGUCUCACACGCGACGGCGGCAGUCGUCUACAACUCCCACCGGUGACCGCUCCAAAGUCGCGCUCAUCUGCGGCGGCGGCUCCGGCCAUGAGCCUUCGCAUGCUGGAUUCGUCGGUUCGCGAUACCCUAGAGACGCUGUCUCGACGCAGCAGCUCACGAUGCGGACCAGGCGAGGGAUGCUCAGCGCCGCGGUCUGCGGCCACGUGUUCGCUUCCCCCCUCCAACGCGGCGCAAGUGCGGCGCGGGAUGGAUCUGGUCGAGAACGACGCGGGAACCUUGAUUCUGGUCAAGAACUACACCGGCGACGUUCUCAACUUCGGGCUCGCGGCGGAACAGUACGCCGCGGAGCACGCAGACAAGUCGGAUCGCGUCAAGUUUAUCGUAGUCGGCGACGAUGUGGCCCUGGGCCCUGGCGGCGGAGGGCGCGACGCUCGACGAGGUGCUGCCGUCGCGCAAUGGGUCUCGGGUCGUCGGAACGAUCGGGGUCGGGCUGGAACAUUGCCAUGUAUUGCGACCCUCCUGCUACCGCUCAUUCUAUUGUGCCCUAACAAGCUUCAACAGGUCCCGGGCACCGCGUCACCCUCCCAUUCCCUCGGUACAAGCGAAAUUGAGAUCGGCCUGGGGAUCCACAACGAGCCGGGCAACCAGCGUCUCUCGUGCAUCCCACCGCUCUCAGAGCUCAUGGUGACUCUGCUCGACCUAAUCACUCUCACGACAGAUCCAGAGCGGGCGUACCUGCCAUUUCAGAACGACGGAAAGGACGAGGUGGUGUUGCUGGUGAACAAUCUUGGUGGGAUGAGCGAGCUCGAGCUGGGUGGGGUCGUCCGCGCGCUGCUUACGAGGAGCUGCAGAAGAGGCAGAUCGUCGUCCGCAGAGUCAUCUCCGGCACUUUCAUGUCUCAACAUGCCAGGCUUCUUCAUUUCACUUGUUUUGCUGCCUCGAGCGGACGAGUCGGACGCCCCGAAAGUCGAUAAACUACUCAUGCUGCUCGAUGCGCCUGCGAAGACCCCCGGCUGGAAGUGGUCCUCAGGCACGGCUCCAAUCACUCCAACGCCUCUCGCGCCUUCUGCAGUCUCUGCCGUCAACAAGGCUUCUAGCGCUAACCCCGCCGUGUUGAGGGAGAUCGAGGCCGGGAACAUCGCUGGAUCGGAUCUGGUCUCCGACGUCGUCGCGAUCUCGAAGGUCGCGGAGACUCGGAUGGGGGGAACCAGUGGGGCCAUCUACUCGAUCUACCUCUCCGCCCUCGCCCAGGGAAUCCAGACUCACGCCCAGAACUCGGCUCCCGAAAUGUGGGAACGAGCACUGGCCAGCGCGCUUGCCAAGCUCUACACGUACACCCGCGCACGGCCGCCGUCUCGUACCUUGGUCGACCCGCUCGCUGCGUUCGUCAACGCGUUCCCGGACGGCUUUUUCCGGCGCAGUGAAGGCGGCUGCGGAAGCCGCCGCGCACACGAAGGACGUCGAGGCGAAGGCUGGGCGCAGCGCGUAUGUCGAUGCCGGGAUGCUCAGCCGGGAGCAGGUGGCUGAUCCCGGAGCCUGGGGUGUGAGAAGGUGAUUCUAGAGGGCGCUGUAGGAGUCGCUAGUGUAUUGAAAUAUGAAAGUUGUAGUCGAGGAUCUUGUAACAACUGAAUGACAAAGUCUAUCUGUUCGUGA